AUGGGUGCCAGUAUGAAGAAAAAGAAGGAGAAGGCAAAGGACUUUCAAAAAACGAAAUUGAAAGUCGGCAAGACCAAGGCCAAGGCCUCCAAUUUCACAGACACUAGUUUCAAGUCGAAAGCAAUUGUCAUGGGACACCAGUCCUUGUCGACCGAAGCACCCGACGUCGUCUAUCAAUUCAAGCACAACCUCUCCCUCGCCUCCUCUUCCCGCUCCGACAAGCAGCGCAAAGACGCCUUGGCCUACCUCACCAGCCAGCUCGUCCUCGAGCCGCCCGUCAACCCUGUGGGCAGCGCCGCUGUGCUCACCAAGCUUAUCCCGCUCCUCUCCGACAGCGCGACGCCCGUCCGACAGCAGCUGCUCAAGCUGCUGCGCGUGCUCCCCGGGCACGAGGUGCGGCCCGUCAUCGAGCAUGCCCUGAUGUUUGUCCGUGCGGGCCUGACGCACCUCUCGAGCGACAUUAGCAACGACGCCCUCGCCGCCCUGGACUGGCUGCUCGACGUCGCCGGCGACGAGCUCGUGAUGUGCCCCGGCGGCUGGGUGCGCACACUGACGACGUUUUGCGCCGUCAUGGGCUGGGCGCUCGCGGCGUCGGUCACGGGCUGGACCUCGGCGGCCAAUGCCCGGACGACUCUCAAGCCGAAGGACGCGCAGAACCGCGCCAAGCAGAUUGCGACGCUGGCCAGGUUUCUGCAGACCGGCUUCAAGGACGAGGUGGCGGCGGAAGCGACGAGCGCACAGGUGUGGGACAAUUUGUAUCGGAUACCGCGCUCGGGCAACGCGUUUGAGUAUCUGAACCUGUUCAUGGCGCAACGGGAUGAGGAUGCGGAAAUGUACCCCAAUAAAGAGGCUAGACAGCAAAUAUUCCAUAAACGCUUUUUGGACGCGGUUCGGAAAGGGCUGGAUCAGACAAAGAAAGAGGGCGGUGUUACGGGACGAGCAGCUGUCGGACUGGAGCAGGUCCUCGCAAAAGGCAUGGAGGAUUUCGAGGUAUCAACAGCACUAGAUACUCAGGACCUCGCCCAGAGUACCGUCUUCUACGUGGCUCGCUACUGGGGCUGGAUUAAUGUAUCUUUAAAUCGCCGCGUCUGUAAAAGAGAGCCCUCCAUGAAUAAGGAUGGGCCCGAUUUACAAUGGAAAUCUGCACGUACAUCCAGCAUUUCGCCGGCAAUCAAACCAAGCAACGUUCUGGCCAUUUCCUACAUAGGUAGGUAG
Molecule: messenger RNA, 1215 nt
Organism: Cordyceps militaris CM01
Lineage: Eukaryota; Fungi; Ascomycota; Sordariomycetes; Hypocreales; Cordycipitaceae
Product: rRNA processing protein Ipi1, putative
Exons: 4
Coding region: 1-1215 (404 amino acids)
Biological process (GO): rRNA processing
Cellular component (GO): nucleus
Source: RefSeq, a predicted model, not a curated record